Molecule: messenger RNA, 2715 nt
Organism: Xylona heveae TC161
Lineage: Eukaryota; Fungi; Ascomycota; Xylonomycetes; Xylonales; Xylonaceae
Exons: 3
Coding region: 1-2715 (904 amino acids)
Biological process (GO): mRNA processing; primary miRNA processing
Cellular component (GO): nuclear body
Source: RefSeq, a predicted model, not a curated record
AUGGACACCUAUCAGCCGAACAGGUCUCCAGUAGACCAAAGAUCACCUCUGAGGAGCGAGUCCAGGUAUACCGGACGCGACGAUACUCUAGAUCGGCCUUCGGUGGAUUCCUACCGGCGCAGGUCUCCUGGACCUUCAGACCGUCGUACCAGAGGCCGAGGUCGGUCCCGUUCUCCAGUUGCCAUAGAUCGAUACUUACCUGAUUCACGUUCCGGCCGAGAUGAUCAUUAUACGCCCACACGCGAUCGGGAUGACCGGAGACGGGCAUCGCCCCCGCCCGCUCAUAUUGAUCGAUAUGUUCCGGGGCAGGAUACAGGGAAGCCCGCAGUCCGUGUCAAUCCAUUGCCGAAUCCUUUGACCCUCGACUUCCAGGUCGGAUUCAACUGGUUCGCGGAGUGGUGGCGAGUCAAUGAAUCAAUAAAGGAAGAUCGAGAGCGACAAAAGACUGGUGGUAGACGAGUGAACGAUCGGGUCAAGGGAGAGCGUGAAUCUCGCGAGGAACGUGAAAAGGAGAAAGGGCUGAUACAAGCUGCCUACGAUGCUUACAAAGAGGAGCUCCAAGUGAAGCUGUCGCGAAGUUUUGUUCAGCAUCACAAAGGAGAGGAAUGGUUCAAGGAGCGUUAUCUUCCAGAAGUCAGGGAUCCUUUUCGUCGUCGCCUCACGGAUUUUCGACGUGGGAACUACUCGCAAUGGGAGCAGGACCUGGAUUCGGGUAUUUUUGACGAAUUUACUCUCGAGGGAAUCUACAAGAGUGAAAGCAACGGGCAGGGUGGUAUUGUGGAAAAGGAGGAAGGAGAAACCACUGCUGUUGCUGAGGUUUUGCAGGUGGGAGACCUCUUACCGGUCAAGGGCGGUGACGUCAGGGACGAAUCCGCUUUCCAGCCAGCGUUGUUAAUCAAGACAAUCGCACCGACUGUGAGUCGGGAGAAGAUUGAAGAAUUCUGUAAAGAACACCUAGGCGAGCAAGAUGGCGGAUUUAGAUGGCUGAGCUUGAGUGAUCCCAAUCCACUGAAAAAAUGCCACAGAAUUGGCUGGGUGAUGCUCCAUCCAUCGUCGGAGCAGAAUGUGGGCUUGGAGCGAGGAGAUGGCCGCGAUGAAGAAAUGGAAGAAGCUGCUGAGAGCAACACGCGUGAGGAAGGAGCUGCUGACGUGAACGUCAAUCCGGCAGAGAAGGCUCUGGAAGCCAUCAAUGGAAAGACUAUUCAUGACGAAGUCAGAGGCGACUUCACUUGCCAUGUUGGAGUUCACGUGCCUCCAAACGUACCACGGAAAAAGGCGCUUUGGGAUCUCUUUUCGGCACCGGAACGAAUCGACAGAGACUUAGAGUUAGCUUCCCGAUUGGCGUCGAAGUUUGAUGAAGAAUUCGAGUCGGAAGUCAGUGCUCUGGCUAAAAUUGAGGACAAAGUCCAAGAACUCAAAGAUCGCGGACUGAUCAAAGCACCGGAGACUAGCUUGCCCAAGGUGAGCAAGACCAAGAAGGAAAUUGAUCUUGAUGCAGAUGGCGAAGAUGAGGAAGGGGAAGCGGUGGAGGCUGAGUCAGAAGAAGAGGGAACAUAUGAUGAAGAUAUAGACGAUGAGGAUACACUGCUGAAAAAGAAGAAGCUUGAUCUUCUUGUCGAGUAUCUCCGACGUGUCUUCAACUUUUGUUUCUUCUGUGUGUUUGAAAGCGACUCAGUGCAUGAGCUUACGCGGAAAUGCCCUGGUGGUCAUCUUCGUCGGCCGAGAGCCAGCCUUAGCAGUGCGGCCAAAGAAGCUGCCAAGGCUAGUGCAUAUGGAUUGCCGUUCCCCUUCAGCCGAAAAGAUUCCAUUACGGAAGGCGAGAAUGGUGAAAUUGUGACCGAAGAAAAGAAGUUUUUCAAACCGGGCUCGAAAAGCGAACAGCAACUGCAGAGGGCCUUCAAUUGGGUGAAGACCUUUGAAGACAAAAUCCUCCAGAUCGUCGAACCAGAGAAUGUCGACCUCAAGAAGAUUGGAGGGAAACCCGUUGAAGAUGCUGCCCAAGAAGAAAUGAACAAAUACGUGAAGCAGGAGGACGAAGCCAAGUUCAGGUGCAAGAUUCCUGAAUGUACCAAGCUUUUCAAGGCCGACUACUUUUGGAGGAAACACGUUGAAAAGCGUCACGCUGACUGGUUUGAGAAUCUGACCAAGGAUCUCACACUCGUAAACGCCUACUGUCUUGAUCCUGCGCGCAUCGGACCGGGCCGACCAGAUGCCAGCAGUAAUGGCCACUUUCCCGCUGGUGGGGGCCAUAUGCCGGCAGGCACCCCGCGCGGAUUCAGCCUUGCAAACAUGCCGAUGAACUUCGGGUUUGGAAUGGCCGGCAGCGUCCCGUCGGGGUUCCCUCCAUUCAUGGCACACCACCCCGUGCAAGCCCCUGGCGGCUGGAAUGGAUUACCUCCAGACAUGGGAGGAGGUGAUGACCGUCAUCUUCCUGGGCCAAUGCGUAGAGGAGGAGCAGGCGGCGGCGGUCGCUAUGGUGCUCGUUCGGGCCCGUAUGAUCGACGACAAAAUCCACGCGAUGCAAGGUGGAAUGCUGCAGGCAGACUUAGCCCACCUCGUGGUGGUGCUGGAGCUCGACCGGCUGGGCCUGGAAAGUGGGGAGAUGGCGGUGCAGCCGCUGUCGGACCUCGCGAAGCGGUCCAAGGCCGGAGCCUGAAGAGCUACGAAGACUUGGAUGCCGUCGACGGAGGCGGCGCUGGCGAUCUGAAUUAUUAA